GGGUGCGACUGGUGGGACACAAGCGCUGUCGAUGGAUAUUCGUUGCCUUUCAAGCUGGAAGUCGACAGUCAGUGUCCGCAGGCCAAGAAGAUUGACUGCUUGGGUCUAUCUUUUGCGGAGUGUCCAGCGGUUGAAAAUCUGGGAAGUGUCGGUAACGAGGACCUUCGCGUCGUGGACCACGUGUCUUCCAAGGUUGUAGGAUGCUAUUCGCCCUGUGGCAAACUUACAUACUCGAACUGGGGCAACAAAGUUGGUCAGCAUGCCCCCGAUAGUGAUGUUGCGAAAAUGUACUGCUGUCCGACACCACCUGUGAGCCCGCAACAGUGCAGGGCAGGUCCUGUGGAGAAGAGUGCCUUUGUCAAGUUGAUCCACCAGAAGUGCAAAAAUGUUUAUGGCUACGCAUAUGAUGAUGCCGUGGGUCUGCAGGUCUGUCCGGCAGGGACCACGUACACCUGGACUUUGGGCUGUCCGACCGCGACGGAGGCCAAAGACAGUGGAUGUUCAGAAAGAAUGGGACUCGGCAAAGUUAGGCACAGCGACACCGGCCGCUGA
Molecule: messenger RNA, 552 nt
Organism: Symbiodinium necroappetens
Lineage: Eukaryota; Dinophyceae; Suessiales; Symbiodiniaceae
Source: the annotation of a GenBank genome assembly